Paramecium sonneborni is the source of this 1797-nucleotide messenger RNA. Lineage: Eukaryota; Ciliophora; Oligohymenophorea; Peniculida; Parameciidae. The record is from the annotation of a GenBank genome assembly.
UAGAUAUAUAGAUAUAUGAGUUAAAAAGAUGAAAAAGAAUAAUAAAAAGAAGAUUAAAAUAUAGAGAAUGAAAAUGAGAAUGAUGAUAAAACAGGAGUAUAAUAAAAUUAGUCUCUUAAUGAUGGAACCAUAUAAGAUAAUUCAAGAAUAGAUGUCCCAAUUGUUGAAUUAAAGAACUCAAAUGAAGAAUAGAAUUAAGAGUAAGCCAAGAUAUUAAAAGAAGAAUCAAAUAUAGCUACACCAACAAGAACUUCUUAACAUGAAGCAUCUCCAGUUGUAUAAAGAGAUUAAAUUUAAUCUCAAGAAAAAGAUUAGUAAUAAAUUGAUAACACAGAAUUUAAGUAAGAUGAAUAAAAUGAUUAAAACAGAGAAAUAGUUAAUUAAUAAGAAAAUACUGAAGAAAAAAUAAAUCAAAAUACUGAAGAAAAAAUAAAUGAUGUAGAUAAUCAUGAAGAUUAAAAGGAUAAUUUAUCAGAAAAUCAUUCAAAAGAUCAAAGUGAAAAGAAAGAAUUAGUUGAACCAGAAGAAUUUUAAAAUUCUUUUCAUUCAUAGCAAUAUUCUUAAAAAUCAAAUAAAUCAACAUUAUCUGAAAAAAUAACUUUUUUACAAUCUGCCUUAUAGAUGAAAGAUGAACUAAUCUUAACAUUAUAAGAUGAAAUUUCAGUUUUAAAAUAAUCUUAAUAAGAUAAAUAAGAGCAUAUAGAAACUUUGGAAAAAAAACAUGAGGAAAAAUUAGAAAAACUUUUUAAAAAAGUUGAAGAAUUAGAAAAACUUCUCAAAGAAAAAGAAAAUGAUAUAGAAUAAUAUCGUAAUGGAAAUUAGACUUUGCAUUUGUAAGAUUUAUCAGUCAUAUCAGUAUAAAAAAAUGAUAAUAACAUUAAAUCAAAUGUAAAUGAUAAAAAGGAUGUUACUAUUUUUGAAGUUCUUAAUGAAAAGUAAACAACUGCAGAUUUAUCAGAACUUGGAAAUAAUUUUUGGUUAAUAUCAGCAGAAAGAAAAAUUCAAAAAAAUAAUCCUUUAUAUAAAGAUUAUUUUCCUAAAGAUCCAGAACCUGAAUAACCUAAAAAUAAAAUCGUUAUAAAUCAUCCAACUAAAAAAUAUGAUAAAUCAUAUUGGUUUAAAUAUGUCGAAAUUAAAAAACCUCCUCGAUAUAAUCAUAAUAUUUAAUUACCAAAAUUACCAGAAUUAAAUCAUUAAUAUUAAUAAAAUGAUCCAAAGAUAUUAUCUAAAUAACUUUAAUAAAAUUAAGAAAUACAAUAACAAAUAAUUUAGUCAAUUUAAUAAUAAACACCUUUAAAUUUUUCUUAAACAUCAUAAAAUAAGGUAAAUCCAGUAUCUUAAUCUAUUCCUUUUAGCCAAAAAUUAUUAGCUAAUAACCAAAGAAAUGGUAGCUAAUAAUAAAAGUAAAUUAUUGUAUAAAAUUAGUAAUAAUUUAAUUAAAAAUAAAAUGUAUGCAUCAUAACCUACUAUUUUAAAGGCACAAUAAGUUUCAUUUGACUAGGAAGAUUUUUUGGCCGAAUAAGAAAUUGAAUAAAUGUUUGCUUAGUAAUCUCCACCAAAAAAAUAAAAAAUUGAUUGGGAUUUAUAACCAAUGAAAAAUUAUAUGAUCGUUUAACAUACUAAUUCCUCUUAAGUUAUAGAAUAAAAAGAAAAGUUUCCAAUUUUAUCCCAAAAACUCUCAUACGUAAAUCAAUACUCUCAUAAAAAAGAAAUGUAUUAAUUUUUAGUAUAAUUAUUAGCUCAAGAUUAAAUGAAUCAUAAAAUUAAAAUAGAACUAAAUUAUCAAAAAAUUAUUGA